AUGGAUUGGUGUGGUGAUAAUAAGGUUAACCAAAUAGACUGUCCUGCCCAGACCCCAGCCCUGAACCCUGUUGGGAACCCCUGGGGCAAGUUGGAUUGCCGAUUUAAGGCUUGUUACUCGUUAUCAGAAAUUGGAGCUCAGCAGUAUGACCAGUAUGGGAAAAUUUUUACUGUUAAAUUACAGUAUAAAUUUUACAGGGAAAGAGUCGGUGUUCGACCUGGUCAAAUAUCAAAGGUUGCUCAGGGUCAAGUGACAUCCAUGGGAGAUGUGGCAAAACUAGGUUUACCUCUACAGCAUUCACCUCAAACAUCUCAACUUUUAAAACUUGGGUCUCAGUCAUAUUCUGACAUGAAAUUUUUUAUUCAGGAAGUUGAAGAUGCACUAUUCCGUAUGGUUGUCCAUAGAGAUCGUGUACUAACAUAUAAAACUGAAGAAGUUCAAGUCAUUGCACAAGAUGAAUUCUAUGUAGAGCAGAGUAAAACUGGUCAUAUAGAUAAACAACUCGCCCGUGUCCGUAUUUUCUUUCUGGCAUUUAUAACAGGUAUGCCAUCAGUUGAAGUUGGCUUAAACGAUAUUAACAGACAAGGUAAAGAAGUUGUGGGACGUUAUGAUAUCAUACCUGUUGUUACAGAAGAAUGGAUACGUUUAGAGGACUGUGAAUUUCAUUCUUGUGUUAUUCAAGAUGAAUUUCACAAAAAUCGUGUGAUUAAAUUUCAUCCUCCUGAUGCAUGUUUAUUUGAAUUGUUGCGAUUCCGUAUUCGCCCACCAAAGAAUCGAGAGCUUCCUUUGCAGGUGACUAUUUUGCAUUUUGUGUCUUUGUAA
Molecule: messenger RNA, 822 nt
Organism: Stegodyphus dumicola
Lineage: Eukaryota; Metazoa; Arthropoda; Arachnida; Araneae; Eresidae
Gene: stnB
Product: stoned B
Biological process (GO): regulation of endocytosis; endocytosis
Source: RefSeq, a predicted model, not a curated record